AUGGGCAUGUUAGCUAUUGAUGGUUGCCUGUGUUCUUUUGUUUGCAGAAAGAAGCAGCAGUAAACUGCAGGUAGAGACAGAUGGUUGGACCAAGGAGACCACAGUUUGUGCUGUUUGGAUCCUCUAUUGUUCAGAAAAGUUUUGGCAAUGGAGGAUGGGGUGCCAUUCUUGCUGAUACAUACGCUCGCAAGGCAGACAUAGUGAUGCGGGGAUAUGGAGGUUGGAAUUCAAGGAAUGCUUUGCAAGUUCUUGAUAAAAUUUUCCCCAAGGAUGCCGCAGUACAACCUUCACUGGUUAUAACCUACUUUGGAGGUAAUGAUUCAAUGAAGCCUAUCCCGGCUGAGCUUAGUCCUCAUGUACCCCUUCCUGAGUUCAUAGAGAACAUGAAGAAGAUUGCUACACAUCUCAAGAGCCUUUCUGAGAAGACUCGAGUCAUCUUUCUAGGUGUUCCUCCUGCCAAUGACGAGAUGAUCAUCCAACUCUACGGUGAACGUGCCGCUCGAUCAAACGAGGGUGCCCGGAUAUAUUCUGAGGCUACUUUAAAGCUGUGCCAGGAACUGGAAGUGAAGGCCAUUGAUCUCUGGACCAUAAUGCAGCAAAAAAAUGACUGGUUGACUACUUGCUUUACUGAUGGGGUUCAUCUUGCAUCAGAGGGGAGCAAAAUUGUGGCGAAAGAGAUAAUGAGGGCCCUUGAAGAGGCAGAAUGGGAACCAAGUCUUUAUUGGAAGUUAAUGCCAUCUGAAUUUGUAGGGAUCUCCCCAUUCGAUUCAGAAGGCAAUGGAACCAUCAUAAAUUCAAAAAUGUGAGGGGAAGAAGAUCCCAUGCCAUGAAGAAUACUAGGGAUCUCCCCAUUCGAUUCAGAAGACAAUAAUGGAACCAUCAGAAAUUCAAAAAUGUUAGGGGAAGAAGAUCCCAUGAAUAAUAUUUCAUUU
This is a messenger RNA of Populus euphratica (Euphrates poplar), 932 nucleotides long. Its product is annotated as GDSL esterase/lipase CPRD49-like. The record is from RefSeq and is a predicted model, not a curated record. Lineage: Eukaryota; Viridiplantae; Streptophyta; Magnoliopsida; Malpighiales; Salicaceae. Bases 81 to 806 code for a protein of 241 amino acids. The transcript has 6 exons.